AUGUCGCGGCAGAGCUCCCUCCUCAGCUUCUUCUCCAAGGCCCCCAAGGCGCAGCCUCGAACCCAGGCCCCGGUCCCGGCCCCGGUCCCGGGCCGGGCCUCCUCCCCGAGGCCCAAGGCCGGGGGGCGCCGGGCUCGGGCCCUCCCCCCCGCCGCCGCCGCCGCCACGGACCCCGGGCCCCAACGGCGGGGCCGCGGGGGCCACAGGGACCCCAAGGACCCCAAGAAUCCCCACAGCAACGCUUGCGACUUCUCUCCGGGGGACCUGGUGUGGGCCAAGAUGGAGGGCUACCCUUGGUGGCCCUGCCUGGUGUACGACCACCCCACCGACGGGACCUUCCUCCGAGGGGAGGGCAAAGCCCUCCGGGUCCACGUGCAGUUCUUGGACGACAGGCCCACCAGGGGCUGGGUCAGCAAGAGGCUGCUGAAGCCCUAUACGGGUUCCUCGUGUAAGGAAGCCCAGAAGGGAGGGGUGUUCUUCAGCGCAAAGCCCGAGAUCCAAAGGGGGAUGAGGCUGGCCGACGACGCCCUCGGGAAGGACAAGAGCGAGCGGCUUUCGCUGGCCGUAUGCGACGAACCCUCUGAGGCUGAGGAGGAGGAAGAGGAGGACGAGGAAGAGGAGGACGAGGAGGAGGCAGAGGCGAGCGGGGCCUCGGCUCCCGAGAACAACGGAGAGCGGGAGAGCGAAGAGGAGGAAGUGAGGCCGCGGAGGCAGCGGGUCACGCGGGGCGCCGCCGGCCGGCCCAAGAAGCGCCGGGUGGUGUCCGACUCGGAGAGCGACCACGGGAGCUCGGACGCGGACUUCCAGCCGGACGGCGGGGAGGCGGCCAGCAGCGACGACGACGACGAGGCCAGCAGCGGGGUGGACGAGAGCGACGGCGAGGCCUCCUCCUCCGAGCCGGACGCCGACGGCCCCGCCAAGGCGGCCGCGCCCAAGCGCAAGCGGGCGUCCGCGGGCAAGGGGCGGGACGGCGGGGGCGAGCCGCCCCGGCCCCCCGGGCGGGCCGCCGAGGUGGCCUCCGAGACGAGGGAGGCUCUGAAGGCCUUCUGCGCCGGCCCGCAGGGCGCCGAGCCCCCGGCCGCCGGCGCGGGCGGCGACGGCCCGGCCCCCUGGUACCACGAGACCCUCCCGUGGCUCCAGGAGGGGCGGCGGCGGGACGGCCGGCGGCGGCGGCCGGAGGACCCCGCCUACGACGCGACCACCCUGUACGUGCCCGAGGACUUCCUGAACACCUGCACGCCGGGCAUGCGGCGCUGGUGGCAGCUGAAAGGCGACAACUUCGACCUGGUCAUCUUCUACAAGGUGGGCAAGUUCUACGAGCUGUACCACAUGGACGCUGUCACCGGGGUCACGGAGCUGGGGCUGGUCUUCAUGAAGGGCGGCUGGGCCCACUCGGGCUUCCCCGAGAUCUCCUUCGGCCGCUACUCCGACGUCCUGGUGCAGAAGGGCUACAAGGUGGCGCGCGUGGAGCAGACGGAGACCCCCGAGAUGAUGGAGGCCCGCUGCCGGCGGGCCGGCCACGUGUCCAAGUUCGACCGGGUGGUCCGGCGGGAGAUCUGCAGGGUCAUCACCAAGGGGACGCAGACCUACGGCGUGCUGGACGGCAGCCCCGCCGAGACCCACAACCGCUACCUGCUGAGCGUCCGCGAGCAGGACGGGGCGGCGGCGGCGGCGGCGGGGGGCUCCCCGCGGGCCUUCGGGGUCUGCUUCGUCGACACCUCGGUGGGCAAGUUCCACGUGGGCCAGUUCGGAGACGACCGGCACUGCUCGCGCUUCCGGACCCUGGUGGCCCACCACGCCCCCGUGCAGGUCCUCUUCGAGAAGGGCAACCUGUCGGCCGAGAGCCGGCGCGUCCUGAAGGGCUCCCUGGCCUCCGCCCUGCAGGAGGGCCUGGCCCCGGGCUCCCAGUUCUGGGACGCGGCCAAGACCCUGAAGACGCUCCUGGAGGAGGGCUACUUCGAGGGGGCCCCGCCGCCCCCGGCCCUCCGCGCCCUGACGGCCGGGACCGACCCCCUGGGGCUGACGCCGGCCGAGGGCGGCGAGCUGGCCCUGUCCGCCCUGGGCGCCUGCGUCUUCUACCUCAAGAAGUGUCUCAUCGACCAGGAGCUGCUGUCCAUGGCCGACUUCGAGGCGUUCGUGCCCGUGGACCAGGCCGCGGGGCCGGGGCCGGCCCGGCCCGACGGGCGGGCGGUGCUGGACGCCGUGACGCUGAGCAACCUGGAGGUCCUCCGGAACGGCACGGACGGGUCGGGCGAGGGGAGCCUCCUGCAGCGGCUGGACUCGUGCCGCACGCCCUUCGGCCGGCGCCUCCUGAAGCGCUGGCUGUGCGCCCCGCUCCGCCACCCGGCCGCCAUCGAGGACCGCCUGGCCGCCGUGGCCGACCUGGCCGCCGUGCCCGACCGGGCCGCCGAGGCCGGCGACCUGCUCCGCCGGCUCCCGGACCUGGAGCGGCUGCUCAGCAAGAUCCACAGCAUCGGCUCGCCGCUCAAGAGCCGGAGCCACCCGGACGGGCGGGCCGUCAUGUACGAGGAGACCACCUACGGCAAGAAGAAGAUCGUCGACUUCCUGUCGGCCCUGGAGGGCUUCAAGGUGGCGGCCGAGGCCGCCGGGGCCCUGGGGGCGGCGGCCGGCGGCUUCCGCUCGGAGACCCUGCGCCGGGCGGUGGCGGUGCGGACCGCCGACCCCGGGGGCCGCUUCCCCGACCUGACGGCGGAGCUGAGGCGCUGGGACGCCGCCUUCGACCACCAGAAGGCCCGCCGGACCGGGGUCAUCACCCCCAAGGAGGGCUUCGACCCGGACUACGACCGGGCCGGGGCCGCCAUCCGGGCCGCCGAGGACGGCCUCGGCCGCUACCUGGAGGAGCAGCGCCGGCUCCUGGGCUGCCAGGCCGUGGUCUACUGGGGGGGCGGCAAGAACCGCUACCAGCUGGAGGUGCCCGAGGGCCUGGCCGCCCGCGACCUGCCCGGGGACUACGAGCUCAAGUCCACCAAGAAGGGCGUCAAGCGCUACUGGACCAAGGCCAUCGAGAAGCGGCUGGCCGAGCUGACGGCCGCCGAGGAGCGGCGGGACGCGGCCCUCAAGGACUGCAUGCGCCGCCUCUUCCACAACUUCGACCUCAACCACCGAGACUGGCAGGCCGCCGUCGAGUGCUGCGCCGUGCUGGACGUCCUGCUCUGCCUGGCCAACUACAGCCGGGGCGGGGACGGUCCCAUGUGCCGGCCCGUCAUCGUCCCUCCCGGGGACGGCGUCCCCCCGGUCCUGGAGCUGAGAGGGUCCCGCCACCCCUGCAUCUCCAAGACCUUCUUCGGGGACGACUUCAUCCCGAACGACAUCGUGAUCGGCUGCGAGGACGAGGCGGGCGCCGGCGGCGGGGAGGCCCUGUGCGUGCUGGUCACGGGCCCCAACAUGGGCGGCAAGUCCACCCUCAUGAGACAGGCGGGCCUCCUGGUCAUCCUGGCCCAGCUGGGCUGCUACGUCCCCGCCGAGUCCUGCAGGCUCACUCCCGUUGACCGGAUCUUCACCAGGCUGGGCGCCUCCGACCGUAUCAUGUCCGGUGAAAGCACGUUCUUCGUCGAGCUGAGCGAGACGGCCAGCGUCCUGCAGCACGCCACCGCCCACUCCCUCGUGCUGGUGGACGAGCUCGGGAGAGGCACCGCGACCUUCGACGGCACGGCCAUAGCGCACGCCGUGGUGAAGGAGCUGGCGGAAAACAUCAGGUGCCGCACUCUGUUUUCCACGCACUACCACUCGCUGGUGGAGGAUUAUUCCCACAGCCGGGCAGUGCGGCUGGGACACAUGGCCUGCAUGGUGGAAAACGAAUGCGAAGACCCGAGCCAGGAAACCAUCACCUUCCUGUACAAGUUCGUGCCGGGGGCCUGCCCCAAAAGCUACGGCUUCAACGCCGCGCGGCUGGCCCACAUCCCCGAGGAGGUCAUCCGCAGGGGCCACCGCAAGGCCAGGGAGUUCGAGGGGCUGACCGAGGCUCUGCGUCUGUUCCGGGAGGUCUGUCUGAUCGCCGAGAACUCAGCGGACACCCGCACCCUCCGCGCGCUGCUGAGGCCGGGCGAGGAGCCGUGAGCGGCGGGAGAGAGCCGGGGG
Molecule: messenger RNA, 4098 nt
Organism: Tachyglossus aculeatus (Australian echidna)
Lineage: Eukaryota; Metazoa; Chordata; Mammalia; Monotremata; Tachyglossidae
Gene: MSH6
Product: mutS homolog 6
Exons: 10
Coding region: 1-4077 (1358 amino acids)
Biological process (GO): mismatch repair
Cellular component (GO): MutSalpha complex; nucleus
Molecular function (GO): ATP binding; mismatched DNA binding; ATP-dependent DNA damage sensor activity
Source: RefSeq, a predicted model, not a curated record